Messenger RNA from Dicrocoelium dendriticum, 1684 nucleotides. The record is from the annotation of a GenBank genome assembly. Lineage: Eukaryota; Metazoa; Platyhelminthes; Trematoda; Plagiorchiida; Dicrocoeliidae.
UCCGCUCUCAGGCCAGUUUUUUCAUUAUUAUUGUGUCAUAUAUUGUUAUAUCCUGUCGUGAGUUAUAUAGUUCGAUAUAAUAUUUGAUUCUGCGUUAUCCGGUGAUAUAUUUAGAUAUAUAUUAGCCGUAAUUUUCUCGUUUUUUGUCCUCCUGGCGAUUUUUUGAUCUGAGUGGUAGCGUGCCCUUAUCCUGUUAGGCCAAUUUUAUCUCGUUGAUUUUAUUGUUAUAACAGUGUCGUCCUCUAAUUCACAUAAUUAAUUCUAGCUAGUCAUUCAGCGUUAUACUUCGUAACUAUCUGUAAUAAUUCAGCAUAACUUCUUUGUCUCUUAAUUACACCCAUUUGCUCGUAUCGAUCGUAGUUAUUUUUAAAAUGACGAAGCAGUCUCCUUGUGGAAUUUGCUGCAAGAUCGUCGGACAUAGAGCUAAUGCGGUUUCAUGCAGUCUCUGCAGCGCAAGGCUUCAUAUUUCGUGCGUUGGUCUGACUGUAGACCAAUUUCGUAUAAUUCAGGGCAUUAAGAGCGAAUUUUUGAAGACCGUUUGUAAGCAAUGCCAAGCUAAUCUUGUGCAGAAUAAAACGGACACGUCUAACAAGCGGGUCAGCACAACGAAGUGCUCUAAAAUGCCCAGCUCGCCUUGUGCUUCACCACAGUCAGUGAAGCUGCCAACGCCUAGUACCUCGUCGCAUCCAUCGCGGAAACAAGGUACUAAAGUUCCAUCAGACUCUCCCUCAAGACCUACUAUAUGUUCAGCUGACAGUAAAGUUCCAAUUUGCAAUAAACAAACUGAGGAUAACGAUUGGAGAGUACAAACAUCGAAGAAACCAAGACCAAUAUCUAAUGACCUGAGGCGCCGUAGCCUCAUGGUCUUUUACGCACCUGAGUCAGGGGAUUCUAAUCCUCAGGUGCGUUAUGCACAUGACGUCGAAUAUUUGCAAUCAUUGAUUGACAAACUACUCGAUGUAAAUGAGGACGGGCUCAAAGUUCAACAGAUCGCCCGUCUAGGAAAGAGAAUGGAGGGCAAAAGUCGGCCCAUGAGGGUGACAUUUGCCGAAGAAGCAAGUACCAAGUUACUAUUGUCUCGCCUUAAUAGGCUGAAGGGUAUGAAGAUCCACGUGCGCGCUGACUUAGAACCGGCAGACAGAGAGAAACUCAAGUCUGCCAUGAUUGAACUAAAGCGGCGCACGGAGGAUGGAGAAACAAACCUCCGUAUCGUAAAUUUUCGAGUAGUUGCCCGGGUUCCUCCACGAAUCCGGAUCAACAGGUUGCUAAUACUUCAGGCGCGCCCAGCGGGUCCUACCGCGGUCUGCGCGUAGCCUUUACUAACGUAUGCAGUUUGAUGAACAAACGCGAUGUGCUGUACGACUUCGUAAGCUCUCAGCGACCGGACGUAUUAGGCCUUGCUGAGACAUGGUUAAACUCCGACGUAAACGCCCAAGAACUGGAAAUCACCGGCUACUCAUGCUUCCGCUGUGAUAGACCAUCAAAUGAUCGCGGUGGCGUUCUACUUUACAUAAAGUCUUCCUUGUGUGGGAGACUAGUGAGCGCCUAUCAAAGCGCUGAUGGUCUAUGUGAGCAGUUAUGGUGUUCGAUACACCUCAGACGCUGCGAGUUGCACGUGGGCGUGGUAUAUCGCAGCCCACUGAGCCGCAGUUUGGACUGGUUGCCGCAUGUCCGCAACCACAUG